AUGGAAGAAGAAACAGCUAAGCUACCAUUACCAGACACAUUCCUAGAGUUCCUACAAACAAAUGGGAUUGACCCAUCAAUUUAUCCAGCUAUCGAGACCACCCCACGUUAUAUAAGGUUGAAGCCUGGUAGUGAAGCUUAUAUUGAAGAUAUUGAAGCUGAAAUAAAGUGUAAGCUUCAGAAAGUGAAUUGGUUACCUGGGUUUUAUUCACUUCCUCCUCAUAUUCAAAUUGCUAACUCUAAGCCAUAUAAAGAAGGCAAGAUAUAUGGGAUUGAUGCUGCCUCUGGGGCUGCUGUUUUGGCUUUGGAUAUUUCAGUAGGAGAUCAUGUCCUUGACCUAUGUGCUGCACCUGGUGCAAAACUUUGCAUGAUAUCGGACCUUCUUGGUGAUUCGGGAUCUGUAACUGGUGUUGAUAUUGCUAGACACCGGCUUGCGGCUUGUAGAACAAUGCUCCAGAAAUAUGCAUCAGGUGAUGUGUGCCGACUUUUUAUUGCAGAUGGAACAACAUUUUCCAUCAUGCCCGUGAGGGAUCAUUCACAUUCUAUAUCAUGUGAAUAUGCAUUGGAAGAAAAGCAAGACACUUUUAGGGAGUGGAGUUCUAGGAGACCAUGGAAAGAAAGGAAACGAGCAGCCAGAGCAAGGGAACAUGCUGCUUCAAUAGUGGUUUCAGAAACUGAUCAUCCUGAACUUAUUUUUUAUGGACAGGCUUCUGGGGUGGUUGGGCUUAGCAAAACUGAAUUAUAUCGGAUUGUGAGUAGCAGUGAAGUUUCAAGCUAUGGCUAUGACAAGGUCCUAGUUGAUGCAGAAUGUACUCAUGAUGGAUCAAUAAGACAUAUCCAAAAGUUUGAGCAUUGGGGAUGGGAAACUCUUGACGAUCGUGUGCUGAAUGCAGAGAGAUCUGAUAUAUUGACCACUCUUCAGUUAAAACUUCUAACAAAUGGUUUUAGGCUACUAAGAGUUGGGGGUUCCCUUGUCUACAGCACUUGCAGUUUGACAGUUUCCCAGAAUGAAGAUGUGGUAGAGCGGUUUCUCAAGGAAAGUUCUUCUGCUGAGUUGCGGGAGAUAGUUGCCGCCAAAGACUGGCCAUGCAAGAGUGGGCGGAUACCCAAGACCCUGCGCUUUGAUCCAGUGACAUCACAAACUAGUGGACUUUUUGUAGCAAAGUUUACAAAACUGGCUGUUUAG
Messenger RNA from Dovyalis caffra, 1185 nucleotides. The record is from the annotation of a GenBank genome assembly. NCBI's taxonomy places the organism in Eukaryota, Viridiplantae, Streptophyta, Magnoliopsida, Malpighiales, Salicaceae.